AUGCAACGGUAGAAGGCAGGUGCAGACUAUUAGUUGCUAUGACGUGCAUGUCCUGACCUCCGAGCCGCCAUUAUUAUUUUCUGAAGGGAAAAGAUAUCUGUGCUGUUUUGGCCGGUAGGAGAAUGCUGAAACCCGAGAGAGAUGGUACCGAUAACCACGCUCUUUUCAACCCCAGAGAGAAAAGUUACGUUGCACUAAAAUAAGCUAACAACAAGAUAUAUAAAUCUAUAUUAAAUAAGAGGAGCCGAGGCCCCAGUGAAGGAGGGAUCGGGACUUAGUACAGAGUAACCGAUUUGCUACGGGGAGAGAGAAAAAAAAAAUCGAUACUGUCCCCGUUCGAGUCUGGACUGAAACCGGAACCGACCAGGAGAAAACUGGGGUAGGGUGUGAAUGUGUAAGCGGCGGGGCGCAUUACUGUUUUUGAAAUAUUAUUGAAUCGUAUUGCAAGAAGUGGGAUUUGACAUCUGUCACUCGCAUAACCUUAAAUUAGGACGAUAAGGACAUCACCACACUUGGUGUUGAGGCGUGUAAAUAAUAAUAAUAACAAUACCUUGUUACGUUUUUGCUGCCUUUUUUGUUACAGGCAUUUCCAGGACUUAUUUUUUUUAGUUUGGACAGUGUUCAAAAUGUAUCUGAUGUUAUCCUUGCAGCUCUGUUGUGACCGGAUUUCGGAUUUGUUACCGGGCUCACAACAGGGUAAGUGACAGCUCUUAACCGACUACCAACACUCUCGGGUGCUUCCACAAUUCGGUCUACUUAUUUUAAGCCAAUUUAAAAGUGGUCUUGAGGAGCCUGUGUGAAUUUAGAUCUGAGUGAUCUCCGAGUUGGAGGAGUUCGAGUCUCCGAGUUCUUCAGUACCUACCGGGUCUGCCUGUGCUGAUUGGGGCCAGAUAAUUCCCGCUAAUAGAUUUGGGUCUUCACUGAGGCAGCGAGAGGCUGAAAAACAAAUCGGAUUGUGCUCCCUGAGCACAGUGAACCGGGAUUGGCUGACUUGUGGGCAGCGUCGGGCUGGCUCCGCCUCCCGGCAGCAGCGUGCGAUCCCAGCCGACGCCCCCUGUCCUGCGCGUCGGAGCCCAUGCCCCCAGCACCCCUUGGCCUGUCAACACCAUGUGCCUUUCGCAAACCAUGGAAGUGGAGAAGCACGGCAAGAGCCAGGGCCCAGCCAGGGAUGGCGGGGUGCUGCUGGAGCCCUUCGUGCACCAGGUGGGCGGCCACACCAGCAUGAUGCGCUACGAUGACCACACUGUCUGCAAGCCUCUCAUCUCCCGUGAGGAGCGCUUCUAUGAGUCCCUGCCCCCUGAGAUGAAGGAGUUCAGCCCGGAGUACAAAGGCGUGGUGCUGGUUUGCUUCGAGGGGGACAGUGACGGCUACAUUCACCUGGUGGCAUAUCCCUACGUGGAGAGUGAGGGUCUGGACCACGAGGACGUUCCAGAACGGGACCAGCCACGCAGGAAGCACUCGCGCCGCAGCCUGCACCGCUCCAGCAGCGACUACAAGGAGGAGCGCAUCACACACGAGAGUGACAGCUCCGAGAGUCUGCAGGAUCUGAAGAGUCCGCGCAUGGAGCUGCAUAUCAAGUCGGACGUUCCUUUCCAGAUGCUUGACGGGAACAGCGGGCUGAGCUCCGAGCAGAUCAGCUACAACCCCUGGAGCCUGCGCUGCCACAAGCAGCAGCUGAGCCGCAUGCGCUCCGAGGCCAAGGGCAGGAAGCUCUACAAGUUCCUGCUGCUGGAGAACGUGGUGCACCACUUCAAAUACCCAUGCAUCCUGGACCUGAAGAUGGGCACGAGGCAGCACGGGGACGAUGCGUCCGAGGAGAAGGCAGCUCGGCAGAUGAAGAAGUGCGCGCAGAGCACCUCGGCCACGCUGGGGGUGCGCGUAUGUGGGAUGCAGGCGAAGAUGAAAGCGCUGAUUCUGGUUGGAGGAUAUGGUACGAGGCUCCGCCCUCUGACCCUCAGUAUUCCCAAGCCAUUGGUAGAGUUCUGCAACAAGCCAAUCCUGCUGCAUCAAGUGGAAGCUUUAGUAAAGGCAGGGGUGGACCACGUGAUCCUGGCAGUGAGCUACAUGUCAGACCUGCUGGAGAAAGAGAUGAAGGCCCAGGAACAAAUACUCGGAAUUAAAAUCUCCCUCUCGCAUGAAAAGGAGCCACUGGGGACAGCCGGUCCCCUAGCCCUGGCGCGAGAGCUCCUCACUGAUAACUCAGACCCCUUCUUUGUGCUGAACAGCGAUGUGAUCUGUGACUUCCCCUUCGAGGAGAUGAUGAAGUUCCACCAGCACCAUGGCAAGCAGGGCACCAUCGUGGUGACAAAGGUAGAGGAGCCCUCGAAGUACGGGGUGGUGGUGUACGAGGGGGAGACCGGUCGGAUACACCGCUUCGUGGAGAAGCCCCAGGUCUUCGUCUCCAAUAAAAUCAACGCUGGCAUGUAUAUCUUCAGCCCCUCCGUGCUGCACAGAAUCCAGCUGCGGCCCACGUCUAUAGAGAAGGAGAUCUUCCCCAUCAUGGCCCAGGAGGGACACCUCUAUGCCAUGGAGUUGCAGGGGUUCUGGAUGGACAUUGGGCAGCCCAAAGACUUCCUGACAGGGAUGUGCAUGUACCUGCAGUGUGAGCGCCAGCGGAGCCCCGAGAGACUGCGCACGGGGCCUGGCUUCCUCGGGAAUGUCUUAGUGGACCCCACAGCUCGGAUCGGGCAGAACUGCACCCUGGGCCCUAACGUGACGAUCGGGGCGGGGGUGGUGCUGGAGGACGGCGUGCGGAUCAAGCGCUGCACAGUGCUCAAGGGGGCCCGUGUGCGCUCACACUCCUGGCUCGAGUCUUGCAUCAUCGGCUGGAGCUGCUCCGUGGGCCAGUGGGUGCGCAUGGAGAAUGUCACGGUCCUGGGGGAGGAUGUGAUUGUUAAUGACGAGCUCUACCUGAACGGAGCCAAUGUGCUGCCACACAAAUCCAUCGGAGAGUCUGUGCCUGAGCCACGCAUCAUCAUGUAGAGAGAGAGAGAGAGAGAGAGAGAGUGCCAGUGUAGGGUGUAGAACUGAGAGAGAGAGAUCCUUCAUCUGCAAACAACUUUCUACAAAAGCACAAGUGUAGUCCCCUCCACUUCCACUCUACAGGGAUGUUAAUAAUGUUAUCAGUAAAUUCAGUUAUAAUGGGAGUCAAUGGAAGGUGAUAGAUGGCUGUGAGAGAGAGAGCGCAAGCGUAACAGAGAGUGUGCUUAGGAAUGAGUGUGUGGGUGGGACUCAUUUUUCUCUUUUUGAGGUUUAAUCAGUAUUGGGAAUUUUACAUUAAAGUUUACAACAUAAGAACAUAAUUUCACAGUGCCUUCACUAGAUAAUGUGAUUCUUUACCACUCUGCGGAAAUGAUCACAUUAUGAAACAAAGGCACUAGACCCCUUUGCGCAAUUAAUGGGUUUCUUUACAGCUAUUUGGGAUUCCUGACUAAUGAUUAUGACUUUAAAGGAGACGGUGCAAUCCAUUUGUUUGCCCAGUGAGUGAGAGAAGGGGAGAGUAUGCAAGGAAUGAGCGAGUAGACAACAAGGAUCAUGAGGGGAAAGCCGAGAGAAUUAGUCAUACAGUGUAGCAGAGCAGAGACGGAGAGCUCAGCAGUGGAGCAGAGCACAGCCAGCCCCUGCCUCCUGCCUCCUGUCUGACACUGCAGAGCAGGCUGCUGCUACUGAACGCUGCCUCAUCUUCCCAAUGUUUUAUGAAAACCUUUUUUAUUUGUAAUAUAAUUGCUGAACCAAUAAUCUGUUGUUGCUGUUCUUGCCAUUGGUGUAGAAGUGUUAUUGGAGGACAUCGAUCAGUCUGCUCUUAGCUCCGCAAGGGGACUCCAGCAAGGGCAGCAACAGCUGCUUAAUUGCAGUUUGGCCAGGUGAGGUGUCAGCGAUGACCCCUGUGGGAUGAAUUCCUCAUUGUCAACCCUUAUUGCAUCUUGAAAAUUGUACAUUCAUCUGAUCUACACAUAUGCUGAUGUACCAUGCUCUCAUAUAUCAGACCCCCGGAGGUAUUAUAGAUUAUGCCAAUGAGGAUGUUCUGUGUUAAAUCAGACGGCCAGACGGAGUUGACUAUCUUCACCACACAUCGAAAUGAUCUGAAUUCAUUCCUCUUUGCUUAAUGCAGUCCAUUUAUUCAACGCUUGUCAGGAGCAUCAGGUCCAAUUUAUUUUCACAUGCGCUGUUUAUUUU
Messenger RNA from Polyodon spathula (Mississippi paddlefish), 4176 nucleotides. Its product is annotated as mannose-1-phosphate guanyltransferase beta. Gene Ontology annotation, biological process: phosphatidylinositol phosphate biosynthetic process; inositol phosphate biosynthetic process; GDP-mannose biosynthetic process. The record is from RefSeq and is a predicted model, not a curated record. Lineage: Eukaryota; Metazoa; Chordata; Actinopteri; Acipenseriformes; Polyodontidae. Gene Ontology annotation, molecular function: inositol hexakisphosphate kinase activity; mannose-1-phosphate guanylyltransferase (GTP) activity; GTP binding. The transcript is spliced from 14 exons. Gene Ontology annotation, cellular component: nucleus; cytoplasm. The coding region runs from base 1108 to 2982 and encodes 624 amino acids.